Molecule: messenger RNA, 901 nt
Organism: Talaromyces proteolyticus
Lineage: Eukaryota; Fungi; Ascomycota; Eurotiomycetes; Eurotiales; Trichocomaceae
Product: SGNH hydrolase-type esterase domain-containing protein
Exons: 4
Coding region: 95-718 (207 amino acids)
Molecular function (GO): phosphatidylcholine lysophospholipase A1 activity
Source: RefSeq, a predicted model, not a curated record
ACAAACGUACCAGAUCUAGGGCACACCUUCGCAGUCUGCAGUUCUGCAAAAUCGAGGUCGCGAACAGCAAAACAAAAAGAAGAGAAAGGAGAAAAUGGUCAAAAUUCUCUGCUUCGGAAAUUCUCUCACUGAUGGCUUUUGGCACUACGGCCUCGAGCCCCCGCAUCCCUAUGCCAUCGCCCUGAAGGAGCAUCUCGUACAACAGAAAGUCUUGGACGAAAAAGAUAUCCAAAUCAAAGUCGAAGGGAAACCGGGUGAUUUAGUCAAUUGCCCGCCAGGGAGAUUCGUUGAAAGAAUGAAACAGAGCUUACAAGAGGGCCAGGAAUAUGAUUGGGUCAUUGUGCUUGGAGGGACAAACGACCUAGGUUACGGCUCUUUUACCCCCGAACAGAUCUACGCAGGCCUCAAAACAACCUGGUCGCUCGCCCUUUCAUCCUCACCCACCACCAAGUUACUGGCACUCACAGUCCCUGAAUGCGCCUACAUUUCAAACAAGCUGACGCGCAAUCGAGAUGUGUUGAACAAGCACAUUAUGGAGCAUAAAGAAGAUCGAUUCUUUGCAUUCGAUUUAAAAUCGGUAAUACCAUAUCAUUCGAUGGACGCAGAAAGGAGACAAGAAAUUUGGGACGAUGGGCUGCAUUUCACAGACAAGGGGUACGAUUUGAUGGGGCAUUUGAUUGCAGAGAGACUCAUUGAGUUAUUAAAGGAAACUCUGUGAUCUUCGGCGAGAAUAUAUGACGCAUGAAUUAUGAGCAUAGACUAAUGGCAACCUGCAACUAAACAGAUUUGAUGACAUUAAAGAAUACACUCAGAAGGCAUUAAGAAAUAGCAAUAAAAUAUAAACCAAAACCGAAAUCAGUGUUGCUUGAAAAGCACAAGCAGAAUACGCCAAGGGUAUCUU